UUUGGAAACAAGCGUGUGAAUGCGGCCUCUAUUUACUCGUCAGUAUCUGCUAGGAAAUAAUAGAAUAAAAUAAAAUUUGAUCGGUCUAACGUCGAAAAUGAUAGAUUUACAUGAUGAAAAUGCAAAAGGUACAACGAAUAGUGGAAAAUAUGGUAAUUUAAAUGUACCGGUUAUGUCGCAGCCAGGAUUAAUACAACUCAGUCCAUAUUUAAACUUUGAUCCUGCGUAUCUUCCUCCGAGUCAACCAGAGUAUAUAUUUCCGGAAGGGGCUACAAAGCAAAGAGGCCGAUUUGAAUUGGCCUUUAGUCAAAUCGGUGCAGCAUGUAUAAUAGGUGCUGGUAUUGGAGGUACGAGUGGAUUAUAUAGAGGAAUUAAAGCAACAUCCUUAGCUGGUCAAACUGGCAAGCUUAGAAGAACUCAAUUAAUUAAUCAUGUCAUGAAAAGUGGCUCUUCAUUAGCAAACACAUUUGGAAUAGUAUCUGUAAUGUAUAGUGGAUUUGGUGUACUUUUAUCCUGGGCUAGAGGUACAGAUGAUUCUUUGAAUACUUUAGUAGCAGCAACAGGGACUGGCAUAUUAUUCAAAUCUACAACUGGAUUGAAAAAAUGCGCAUUAGGUGGUUGUAUCGGAUUAGGAAUAGCAUCGAUAUAUUGCUUAUGGAAUAAUCGAGAAACCUUACUGGAAUUGAGGCAUCGCAACAUAAACCCGGCGUAAGACUAUUAUCAAAAUAAAAUCGGAGAAACGAGAUUCCGUGCUAGAACUAGAAAUGUACACAACGAACUCGAUUAGUUUUGUACAUAGAGAAAAUCAUUUCGGACGAUUCUCUAGAACAUGAACAAUUUAACGAAAUAAAUGAAGUGAACCUGCAAUAUACCUGUAUAAAGAAAAUUGUGCAGCACUAUCUAUACACGCGCGUGUGCCCGUGUGUGUACAUAUGUCGUGUGCCGUAUGUCGUCGUAUUGUUCUGUAUUAAUUAAAGCUGACAAUUAUUUCAUCUUAGUUUCUAGUUUUAGAUUUCUACACGUAUCAACAGUACACUAAGAGGAUGUAUAGUUUGUGACACCUGGAUUAUUAUCGUGUGUGUGUAUGAGUGCGCGUGUGUGUCAGUAAUGCACGAUAAUCUUAUCAAAGUUUAUCUCCCUGCUGUUAAGUAUUGUCGCAUUUCACAUCGAUCGUGCGAGUUUUGAUCUGGCUUGUACAUAUUGAGAGAACGAGUGAGAAAACGAAAAAGAAAGAACAAAGAAAUAGUUGAGGGACGCAAAAAGGGGAAAAGUUGGAAAAAAAGGAGAGAAACUGGAAAGGAAAGGUUGGAUUAUUGAGAUCAUUCGUUUGACAUUAGUUGAAGGAAUUGAAGCUUUAUUACAGCGUGUCGUGGAUAGGAAAAGGUGUAUCGUUUGUACUUAAUAACGCUGGGAGCGCGCAUGUAAUAUACGUACGUAUGCAAUAUAGACGUAUAGUGUUGGGCUCAUGGUGAAAAA
Habropoda laboriosa is the source of this 1476-nucleotide messenger RNA. It is a transcript of the gene Tim23, whose product is annotated as mitochondrial import inner membrane translocase subunit Tim23. The coding region runs from base 98 to 712 and encodes 204 amino acids. NCBI's taxonomy places the organism in Eukaryota, Metazoa, Arthropoda, Insecta, Hymenoptera, Apidae. The record is from RefSeq and is a predicted model, not a curated record. Gene Ontology annotation, cellular component: mitochondrial inner membrane; TIM23 mitochondrial import inner membrane translocase complex. Gene Ontology annotation, biological process: protein import into mitochondrial matrix. The transcript is spliced from 5 exons. Gene Ontology annotation, molecular function: transmembrane protein transporter activity.